AUGAUUGCAAACAUAGCAACAACUGGACGCAAACUCUUUUUUCCAAACAGUCAUCUAUGGCUUCGGGCGCGCAAGGAAUUGCUUCAAGCUGCUAGGCUUUCUUGGUUGGUGGAUGUUGGGCUCACGCAACGAAAGCUGGACGACAUCGGCGACGUGUCUUCAGUAAACACGCUGGUACCACAAGAAAGAGUCAACCGUGAUUGUUUUGUGCAAGCUGGUCAGAAUAUCAUGGAAAUUCAAUGGGACGGCCUGACCAUUUCUGGAGCAGACGAGCUCUAUCAUACAGUUUACGAGACGUACGAAGAGUCGACGCUGAUUCAAUCUCCUCUCUCUGGGAUGGUUCUGAAAGUGAACACUCUCGAUCCAGACCGUGAAGAGCUGGAUGAAGAUACUAUUCUGCUGCAAAUGAGAGUCGAUACUGACUCUUUGAACCUGGCCACGAAAAAUUUGGUUCAAGAGGGGGAGUACAAUGACUUUGUGAGGACGUUGCCACGAGGGCGGUUCCAAGAUUCCUGA
Messenger RNA from Seminavis robusta, 516 nucleotides. NCBI's taxonomy places the organism in Eukaryota, Bacillariophyta, Bacillariophyceae, Naviculales, Naviculaceae. The record is from the annotation of a GenBank genome assembly.